CCCAUGUCCUGGUCAUUUCUUGGGCGCGGAAUCGAAUAACAGCGUCCAAAUCUUCCACAAGGUCUUUGAUUUCACGCGCGCGGAUGCUCUAGCUAGCACUUACGAUAGGCUGGUUUCACGGAUUGCUCUCACCGGCGUCGUCGAUGUCGACAUCGAAACUCUGUCCGGGUGAAGAGCCCUCAAGGCGCUGAAAUCUUACUUCACCGAGCUCUUCAUGUCGGAUUCUGUGAUGUCUUACUGACCUAACCAGCAGUUUUACGAUAAUUAAUCCUUCGGGCGUGUUGGACGAUAAUAUCUAGUUUAUUUCGCGAUAUGGAAUCGACGCGACUAUUCGAUGUCUCCGGGAUGUGGGUGAAGCACUCUUGGACGCUCGAUCGCAACUUUCAGGAACCAGAGAACGGCAUUCCUUACGCGUGGGCGAUCUGCGACGAUGUUCUGGAUGCUGCCUCGUGCCUUCUCCAGAACCGGCAAUGGGCACGCAGCUCCAAGUGGCUGGUAACUUCGUAGGACACGUCGACUAUUUUCGGUGCAAUACAGAUGGAAAAAUGACACCUCUGACUUUU
Molecule: messenger RNA, 563 nt
Organism: Mycena citricolor
Lineage: Eukaryota; Fungi; Basidiomycota; Agaricomycetes; Agaricales; Mycenaceae
Source: the annotation of a GenBank genome assembly